CCGCCCCCCACCCUCCUCUCUGUUCGGGCCCACCCCCUGGAUCUAGCACCGCCUCUUCCGCGUUCUCGGAGGAGCGAUCUGCAGGUUUCCAUGUCAGAGGCUGAUGGAGAACUGAAGAUUGCCAGCUACGCACAAAGGCCAUUGAGACACUUCGUGUAGCUGGAAGACACCAACUUCCUGACAGGAGCUUUAUUUCAUUUGGGAUUUCAAGUUUACACACGGUAUCUUCUCAAAAGUUGGAAAAACCUAUAGUGCAAUUUCUGAUGGCUGCUAUGUGUCUGACACUGUGCCAUGAUCUGUAGGAGAAACAAGUGAACAGGGGACAAUCUCAGCCUUUAGGAACACAGGGGAGCACUCAAGGCCAAAUAAAAUCAGUGCCCUCAUGAAGCUUCUUGCAGGGUGUUUGGGAGCAGAGGAUGGAGCACCAACUACUAGUUAUGCUCAGUAACACCCUCCAUUUGCAUAGCACCUAACUGACUUCCAGAGUCUCUGUAGAAACCUUAACUCAUCUGGAGUUAUCAGGGAGCUGCAAAAGGGUUGGGACUAUCGAGCCGGCUUUUGAUGACCAAGAAGAAUUCCUAGGCCAAGGGAAGCAGUUUCAGAAACAACUCUCCAAGUUCCAUUUCCAAGGAAAGUCUUAACCAUUUGUCCCUUCUGGCGUACCCUCUUUCAUUGAAAUCCAUGCAGAAUAUACCAGAGUCGUGCGCCUGAGUGUCCCCUGUGAAUUAUAAUGCCUCCAGCCCUCUUGCUGCUCCUCUGCUCUGCCUGUCUUUUGGCUGUUUUGCUUGUCCUGGGGCCCUCCAUCAAAGUGUGGACAGGGGAAGGAGAAAGAGCUGAAACCCAAAUCUGUUUCCUCUGCACUGGGCCUGCGGUGCCGAUGAGAAAAUAGAUGCAGACACGGGUUGCCACUGGACUGCAUUCAAGAUCCCCAAAAUGGAUGGAAGAAUGCGCCUAAAUUGAGCUGUCAGGCACUUGGCUGCGUAACCAUGCUUUCUGGAUUGUGGUGUUGAAAGUGCCAUCCUGUGUGCUCUCUCCAGAUGGCUGUCAUGUACUUGCGUCUGAGAACAGUGUAUGGACCUGCAUGAGCACUAAUCAGUCUUCCUAGCAGACUUGCUCUUUCUCUGGUCGUAUGCCGCCAGAUCCUCUGAGAAGAGAGUGGGCCUUUCCCCUCAAUGGGCAAAGAACCAGCUUCCAUUUUAAAAGCUCUCAGAAAAAAAAGAAAGAAAAAAAAAAAAAAACACCAACAACCAAGAGCCUGUGUUUAUUGAAGAGAUGGGCAGUAGCGAACCCCUUCCCAUCGCAGAUGGUGUCAGGAGGAGGAAGAAGAAGCGGAGGGCCCGGGCCACUGACUCCUUGCCAGGAAAAUUUGAAGAUAUGUACAAGCUGACCUCUGAAUUGCUUGGAGAGGGAGCCUAUGCCAAAGUUCAAGGUGCCGUGAGCCUACAGAAUGGCAAAGAGUAUGCCGUCAAAAUCAUCGAGAAACAAGCAGGGCACAGUCGGAGUAGGGUGUUUCGAGAGGUGGAGACACUGUAUCAGUGUCAGGGAAACAAGAACAUUUUGGAGCUGAUUGAGUUCUUUGAAGAUGACACAAGGUUUUACUUGGUCUUUGAGAAAUUGCAAGGAGGUUCCAUCUUAGCCCACAUCCAGAAGCAAAAGCACUUCAAUGAGCGAGAAGCCAGCCGAGUGGUGCGGGACGUUGCUGCUGCCCUUGACUUCCUGCAUACCAAAGGCAUUGCUCAUCGUGAUCUGAAACCAGAAAAUAUAUUGUGUGAAUCUCCAGAAAAGGUGUCUCCAGUGAAAAUCUGUGACUUUGACUUGGGCAGUGGGAUGAAACUGAACAACUCCUGUACCCCCAUAACCACACCAGAGCUGACCACCCCAUGUGGCUCUGCAGAAUACAUGGCCCCUGAGGUAGUGGAGGUCUUCACGGACCAGGCCACAUUCUACGACAAGCGCUGUGACCUGUGGAGCCUGGGCGUGGUCCUCUACAUCAUGCUGAGUGGCUACCCGCCCUUCGUGGGUCACUGCGGGGCUGACUGUGGCUGGGACCGGGGCGAGGUCUGCAGGGUGUGCCAGAACAAGCUGUUUGAAAGCAUCCAGGAAGGCAAGUAUGAGUUUCCUGACAAGGACUGGGCACACAUCUCCAGUGAGGCCAAAGACCUCAUCUCCAAGCUCCUGGUGCGAGAUGCAAAGCAGAGACUUAGCGCCGCCCAAGUUCUGCAGCACCCAUGGGUGCAGGGGCAAGCUCCAGAAAAGGGACUCCCCACGCCGCAAGUCCUCCAGAGGAACAGCAGCACAAUGGACCUGACACUCUUCGCAGCUGAGGCCAUCGCCCUUAACCGCCAGCUAUCUCAGCACGAAGAGAACGAACUAGCAGAGGAGCCAGAGGCACUAGCUGAUGGCCUCUGCUCCAUGAAGCUUUCCCCUCCCUGCAAGUCACGCCUGGCCCGGAGACGGGCCCUGGCCCAGGCAGGCCGUGGUGAAGACAGGAGCCCGCCCACAGCACUCUGAAAUGCUUGUCACACCUUAUAGGCCCUAGGCCUGGCCAGGCAUUGUCCUCUGGAAACCUGUGUGGCUAAAGUCUGCUGAGCAGGCAGCAGCCUCUGCUCUGUGGCUCCAUUCAGGCUUUUUCAUCUACGAAGGCCCUGAAGUUCCCAUCAACCCCCAUUUCCCUAGGGUCCUGGAGGAAAAAGCUUUUUCCAAAGGGGUUGUCUUUGAAAAGGAAAGCAAUCACUUCUCACUUUGCAUAAUUGCCUGCAGCAGGAACAUCUCUUCGCUGGGCUCCACCUGCUCACCCGCCUGCAGAUCUGGGAUCCGGCCUGCUCUCACCGCUGUAGCUGUGGCGGCUGGGAUUGCAGCCUGCAGGGAGAAGCAAGAAGCAUCAGUUGACAGAGGCUGCCGACACGUGCCUCUUCCCUCUCUGCUCUGUCACCCUCCUCUGGCGGUCCUUCCACCUUCCUCUGUCCUCCGGAUGUCCUCUUUGCCCGUCUUCUCCCUUGGCUGAGCGAAGCCAUCCCCUCAAUUCAGGGAAGGGCAAGGAGCCUUCCUCAUUCAGGAAAUCAAAUCAGUCUUCCGGUCUGCAGCACGGAAAAGCACAUAAUCUUUCUUUGCUGUGACCGAAAUGUAUCCCUCGUUUAUCAUCCCCUUUGUUUGUGAUUGCUGCUAAAGUCAGUAGUAUCGUUUUUUUAAAAAAAAAGUUUGGUGUUUUUAACCAUGCUGUUCCAGCAAAGAUGAUACCUUAAACUUCCACUGCAAGCCCAUGAACUUCCCAGAGUGGAACGGCUUGCUCUCCUUUCUGGAAUGUCCAUGCACUUGUGUUUUAAUCAGCAGUUCUCUAUUAUUCUGAUUUUAAGCUGUUCCUGUGAUGAACUUAGAGACAGCAUCGGUGUCUGCUGCUGUGUCCCCAGGUCUUGUGUGGGUGGCACAGAUCUGGGCAGUUAGAUAGAGCUCUGUGCCUAAGGUGAAGCCACACUAGGGUGAAGCCUCACUUCCCUGUUUGAGCAAUGCAGUGCCUGCUGCCCGUGUGCAUGAAGGUACAGCCAUUCAGAUAAGUGGAACUAUUGAGUUACAUAAAGAAAAUAGAUUUGCAUUUGUCAGGCAGACGUUUAUACAACACCACGGUGCUUUUAUACAUUGUGCUUAUUUUAAUAAAACUGAAAUGCUAUGUGUGGCCUA
Molecule: messenger RNA, 3675 nt
Organism: Pan troglodytes (chimpanzee)
Lineage: Eukaryota; Metazoa; Chordata; Mammalia; Primates; Hominidae
Gene: MKNK1
Product: MAPK interacting serine/threonine kinase 1
Exons: 17
Coding region: 1273-2511 (412 amino acids)
Biological process (GO): protein phosphorylation
Molecular function (GO): ATP binding; protein kinase activity
Source: RefSeq, a predicted model, not a curated record